Messenger RNA from Ahaetulla prasina, 5333 nucleotides. RefSeq names its product family with sequence similarity 13 member B (gene FAM13B). NCBI's taxonomy places the organism in Eukaryota, Metazoa, Chordata, Lepidosauria, Squamata, Colubridae. Gene Ontology annotation, biological process: signal transduction. The transcript has 23 exons. Bases 538 to 3285 code for a protein of 915 amino acids. The record is from RefSeq and is a predicted model, not a curated record.
CCUGCCAAUCAGGCUCACGCGUCACUUCCUUCUCCAGGCGGCGGCUGGCUUGCUGCUAUUUUGCUAACUACAGUUGACGAGUCCGUCAACGGGGAAGCUCGCGCUACGGGGAGCGAGGGUUUCUCGGUCGCGCGCCAGGGACCGUGCAUUUAUUUGGCCUCCAGGGGCGGGGCCGGGACCGGGACGGCAGCUUCACGCUUGUUACCCUCGGCUGACGCCGCUCGAGGACCAGCCCUGAAGAGCCGAGCGGCACCUAGUCAAGCCGGGCCCUCGAACGGAAAAAGCCGGAGAAACCUGCUGCUGAAACUGAGGGCCGAGGGGAGAGUCACCCGGCAACGAUUAAUAGCUGAGAUACUGAUCAAGUUCUGCCCAUCUUCAAUGAGGAACUACAGGCUGAUCUUCUGCCAUAACCUUAAGCAACCAUAAAUGACAAAAGAAUGCUUGGUCAGUAAAGGUAGCUGGCAUAGAAAGUAUUUUGUGAACAUAGGUGUUUAAGUGCUGUGAGAAAGACACUUUGACAUUGGGCUGCAUAAAGAUAUGAGGAAGAGCUCCUCCCCUUCUUUGAGUAAUUGCAACUCUGUUCUUACUAAUAAAAUAUUUGGAAUUCCACUUGAUGAACUGCAACAGGAAGGGCAACCAGGCAGUGAAGUUCCAUUCAUAGUCCGCCAUGUCGUGGACUAUAUUGAGGAACAUGGAGGUCUAGAGCAAGAAGGACUUUUUCAAGUCAAUGGGAAUGCAGAAACAGUGGAGUGGCUUCGGCAAAGAUAUGAUAAUGGAGAAGAUGUGGACCUGGUUAAAGAAGCAGAUGUACCUUCUGCUAUUAGUCUUCUUAGAUAUUUUCUUCAAGCACUUCCAGAACCAGUUAUUCCUGGCACGCUACAUAUGCAUUUAAUACAACUGCCUCAAGAUUAUAAUGAAGAUGAAUUUGGAAGAAAAUUAAGAUUCCUCUUGCAACAACUUCCGCCUGUGAAUUACAGUUUAUUAAAGUUUCUGUGUAGAUUUUUAGCUAAUGUAGCAUCACAUCAUGAAGAGAUUUGGUCUGCAACUUCAUUGGCUGCAGUUUUUGGUCCUGAUGUCUUUCACAUUUACACAGAUGUGGAGGAUCUGAAAGAGCAAGAACUUGUUAGCAGAAUAAUGGCAGGACUGCUAGAAAAUUAUGAUGAACUCUUUGAAAAUGAAGAGGAAGAUUUCUCAUCUAAUGAUUUAAGUUCAGUAACUGAGCAGAUAAAUGAUUUGUUGGAUGAAGAUGAUAUAAAGCUUGAGCAGUCUGAAGAACUGCCAGAAGAAGAGGAAGAGGAAGAAAAUACAGAGGAUCCAAAAUAUAGGGAAGACACAGAGCCUCAAGAUAUGAUGGAGAGCAUCCUGGAGUCAUGUAGUGUUUCAGCCUCAACAAGUGCUCAUCUCUCCCCCUUAAGUAUCUUGCCAGCUUCUGCAGAUAUCUUGGAAAGAACAAUUAGAGCAGCUGUAGAACAACAUCUUUUUGAUCUGCAGAGCAGCAUAGAUCAAGAUCUCAAGAAUUUACAGCACCAAGUGGUGUGUCAUGAAGGAGAUAUUGAGGAAGAUGAAAAAGGAUCUAACAACCGGGAUGAUACUGAAAAGAAUAUUACUAAAGAUUAUGAGAAUCUUGGAGACUGCUCUGAAACAGUGAAUUGCACUAAAUUAGACAGUGAAAUUGUACAACCUGUGUCUGAGGAAAAAGAAAAUUAUCAGGCUGCAGGCGUAUUGUUGAAGCCAUGUGAUGAUGGAGGUGAAGAUAAAGAAUCCUUUGGAAAUAAGCAAGAUUUUAUAUCGUUUGAUGAUGGUAGCAAAAUGACGACCCAUAUGAUUCUGGAUUGUGUUAGCAACAUUUCUGAUCAAAAUAUGAAAAAUGAAUCGGAGGAAUUGAAAAACAAAAAUAACAAUGCUCCUGAAGCAACACUAUGUGCCUCUUUACCACAUCUUGAUUUGAAGAAUGUGAAUGGUGGUGACAAAUGGGAAGAGCCAUUUCCUGCUUUUAAAUCUUGGCAGGAAGAUAAUGAAUCUGGAGAAGCUCAGCUUUCUCCACAAGCUGGAAGAAUGAAUCAUCCUCUGGAAUUAGAUAGUCAUCCCAUAUUGGCACACCGGAGUUUGGAUUUUGGGCAAAGUCAGCGUUUUCUGCAUGAUCCAGAAAAAAUAGAUUCUUCAUCUAAAGCCCUUUCUUUUGUUAAAACUCGAAGAGCAGCAUUUAGUAGUUCUAAGGAUGAUAGAAGGGAAGAAAAGACUCCAUAUCAGCUAGUCAAAAAGUUGCAGAAAAAAAUAAGACAGUUUGAGGAGCAAUUUGAGAAAGAAAAAAACUUCAAGCCUUCGUAUUCUGAUAUUGCAGCAAAUCCAAAGGUUUUAAAAUGGAUGACAGAGCUUACCAAAUUAAAAAAGCAAAUAAAAGAUGCAAAGCACAAAAACUCAGAUGAAUUGAUACCUCAGGCACGUCCACGAAGCAACACUCUUCCAAAAAGUUUUGGUUCAUCUCUGGACCAUGAAGAUGAAGACAAUGAAGAUGAUCUGCGUGUUGCUCAGAAAGAGAAGAAGCCUACAAAAGAAAUCACUGUUGAAUUAAUUUUAAAGAAAUUGAAAGAAAAGCGAACUGAAAGAUGCUUGCCAGAAGAUAUAAAAAAAAUGACGAAAGACAAUCUGGCAGAAGAAAAAACAUCACUCCAAAAAAGUCUCCUGUUCUAUGAAAGUCAGCAUGGACGUCCGGUUUCCAGAGAAGACAGACAUGUUGUUAAACCCCUCUAUGACAGGUACAGGCUUGUGAAACAGAUGUUAACUCGAGCAAGCAUUACUCCUAUCCUUGGAUCACCAUCAACUAAAAGGCGUAGCCAGAUGUUACAACCUAUCAUAGAAGGAGAAACAGCCCAUUUCUUUGAGGAAAUUAAGGAAGAGGAAGAAGAUGGAGAUAUCUCUUCAGAAUUGACUGAUAUUUUAAAAUCCAGUGCCCAAAUACAUCCCAUUGCUACUAGCCCUGUGGAAAACUCAGAAUCUGAUGUUGAAGAAAGUCAAGAGAAACUAACUCGAGAACUUCGACUUUCUAGUAUUCGAGCAGCUUCCAUGCCUGAAUUAUUAGAACAACUUUGGAAAGCCAGAGGUGAAAAAAAGAAAUUGCGCAAAACCCUACGGGAAUUUGAAGAAGGAUUUUAUCAACAAAAUGGGAGGAAUGUUCAGAAGGAGGAUCGUGGACCCAUGCUUGAUGAGUAUCGAGAGUACAAGAAAGUUAAAGCUAAACUGCGUCUUCUUGAAGUCCUUAUCAGCAAACAAGAUCCAUCAAAAUAAAUUACGUUUCUCCAUUAACAAAGAACGAUUGUUUUCAUAUGCUGCCCAUAGUACUGUUAGGGGUAUUCUUUUGUCUUGCUUUGUUGAAAGAAUGCAGUUUUUGUACACUUUAGAAGGACAGGUAGGUCCAAUCUAGAAAGUUAAUGAAAAAAAUUUAAAUUGCGACUCAAUCUGUCCAACUUUAAGGCUUGUUUUCUUUUUCUCAUUUUUAAAAAAUUACAAUAUAUCUUGUUCUCAAAAGACUUUUAUUCUAGAAUCAUUCAGAAAUGUUGGACCUGCUAACUUCGCUUCAUCUGCAUUUAUUAGUAUUACACUGAACUCCUCUGUUGCCUUUUUAGUAUGGAAGACAAUGGCAGCCAAUUAAGAAUACUCCUGAACACCAUAAAGGAACUGCAAUGCCUUUCAGAGGACUGCGUGGAAUAACUGAUUGCAAAUGGCAUCUUUCAUAUAGUAGAAUUAUAGAUGGAUAUUGAAAUAUAGAUUCUCCGGUUUCAGAUGACAAUGGACAAACCAGAAAGUGACCUUGCUUGCUGUAUUUUUAAAACUUGGAAAAACCUGAACAUUUAUAUCACAUAUUGCCUACAAGACUUACAUUACUGUUAAUUUCUAUUUAUUGUCUACUGGUGACAGUGUGUAGUCUGAAUUGGAGACUGCAUCUUAUCCUUGUGUUGGUGCUCAGAUUCAUUCAGUUCAGUAAGCUUACACCACUUUUGCUGUAUCUGAAACAAACUUAUUUUACCAAGGGCUACAAUUAAUGUAAUUAAUGUAUUGAACAAGCUGGACAGAACUAGCUUUGAAAGAAGCCUUUCUACUUCCAUUCACAGAAAUGGAAAGAGAAGUGAUCUGCCUCAAGGCAGACAUGACACGAAUUUUGCAUGUCAAAGCUUCAGAACCAAGAGGGUUUUUUUAACUGACAUUUUUUUUUUGCCUAGUAUACAUAACACAACAGCGGCUGAUUUAAAAAAAAAAAAAACUGCACUCCAAAAUCCUUCUAAAUGACUUGAGUACCUACAUACGAGAUACAGUACAGAGGACAAGGGCUUAUAUGGAAUCCUUUACGCAUAGGCCCUGCUUCUUUGGUUUGACUGGAUUAAAUCCUAAGUGUUGAAUACCUUUUGGAUCUAUUUUGUCUUGUGGCCAUGUUUUUGCAUGUGCCUAUUUGCUGCAUGUGUUAUGAACAGCUAAUGCCAACACAAAUUGUUUUUCAUUGCUUUUCUGAAAAACCAGAAAAUGAAUUUCAGUGAAAUAAUGGCAUGUAAACUCAUCAGAUUGAUGUGUUAACAUGUAAUAGGUAGAGAAUAGAUUUUAGAGACUCCAUACUUCUAUUGGUUGUGUUUCUCGUUUUUAUUGUAAUUCUAGGCAUGUAAUUUUGGAACCCAAAAGUGACUAUUAAAAUGAAUUUAUACUCUAAUGUUUUGCCUUUUUAUACAGCCUGAAGGGUUUUAGUGGACUGUAGUGAAUUACAAGAUCGGGAAAUAAUCUGUAGAUUUUUCCGUGGCUUUUGUUCAACUUCAUCGUGCAAUGUAUAUUUCAGUUACUUUUCCAUCAAUCUGCAAUCAGUGGUGCAUCAAACAUCAAAACCUAUGUGUACUGUAUAGUGUUGUACAUGAAUGUUUUAUAUACCACAUGCAAAAUAUCAAUAUGCACUAUUUAAAUGUUUGUUUUAAAUAAUAUAUUCCUCCUUUAUAAUGCUUAAAUCUAUAUGAUCCCAAUAUUUUUAUAAAGUGAGUGAUCAAAUUGGUUCCACUUCAGAAUCAACAGCUGCUUUUGUGUGUGCUUUGCAGUGUUUGGCUGUUUGUUUGUUUGUAGCAAGUAUGGCAUCAGUUAUGCUAAGAGUGUGUGUUGUGCCAUCUUAUUGAGCAAUAAAUGGUAGAAUUAGGCAUUUUGUGAUAACACAGUUUUACUUUCAUAUAAGUAAAAACUAUAUGUGGAUAUAUAGAUAUAUAAAUAUAUAUAUAUAUAUAUAUAAAUAAACCAGAUAUGAAUGAUUGCUAUGUCUGGUAUUUCAUUGUAUAGAUUUUUAUAAUAAAAAAACUUCUAUUGUCAUA